AAGACCGGUGCUAGUUCUUGAUGCCGAAAAUGUCAGCUGAGCAGACAGAGGACUUGAAGGCCUUUGAAAGAAGAUUAACAGAAGUAAUCGACAAGGUUCAGCCAACAGCUAGGUUAUGGCGAAUGGUAUUGAUUGUGAUAUCAGUUUGCACAGCUGCAGGUGCUGGCACCUGGCUUCUUGAUCCGUAUACAACUAAAGUAUAUUUGUCAACAUCAUUAUGGAAUCAUCCCUGUUUUACCAUUAGUUGUAUAGUGCUGUUAAUGUUAUUUUUGUGUGGAAUUCAUAAAAGGGUUGUUGCACCAUCAAUUAUAGCAACCAGAUGUAGACAGGUUUUGGCAGAUUAUAAUAUGUCUUGUGAUGAAACUGGUAAAUUGAUUCUAAAACCCAGACCCUCCUUAUGACGUGACCAGAUCGUAGAUUUUAGAAUUGAUACUGAAGUAUAAACCAUCUGUGAUACAGUUGCUAUUUACAAACAAGUCAGAAUUUUCUCACAGGAAUAUUUGAUACGAAAUGAAAGGGCAUGCUUCAGAGUGGAAGUAAAUUUAGAGUUAAACUCUAUGGGAGACAUGAACAGAUUGUCAGCGUCAUCUCAUGAGGUAUGAAUUGUGAUUGUUUGAAUAACCGGGUUACAGUUAGUGGUCAGUGUGUGAAAUGUAAACAAUGAUUGGAAAAGAGUGAAAGUAUGGACCACUUUUGUAUAAUCUUAGAAACAGGGUUUCACCUCUGUGGGGAUCAAUAUAGGGGUUUAAUGAAUGUUAUUAUAUUACUUCCACCUUUCUAACUUCUUCACAAGCUCCAUAACACUUUUUAACAACUUUUAUUCCCUUGGCAAAACAUUAAAAAUAUAACUCUCCAUUUCUCAUUUCUCAUGCUUUCUUUUUCGAAAGAUACUUGUUAAAUUUCCAUCUGAUUCAAUGUGUUUAUAGGAUACGAAAAUUUUCUGAUGAACAUAUUCUACCAUAAAAUAACCUAGAACAAAAAUCAGAAGUCAAAGCCCUAAAAAGGAUUCGUAAUUAUGCAAAUCAUGUUUGAAUUACAAUAUAUUAUUCUACUUGGGACAGUAUUCACCAAUGUUAUUGUAAUAGCCAUAUAAGGAAAAAAUUGAUAAAAUAUAUAUGUGUAAUUCCAGAAUCCAUAUGGAUUAUAUUUAGAGCUAAAUAAUUCAAUAACAUAUAUAUAUGCUUUUUGUUGUAUGUAUGAUGUUUUUUAAAUGUUGUCAGUAACAAAAUGAUUCAGAAUUCUUGAAGGGAUUGUACAUUUAGUAACAAAAAACAAAA
Mytilus californianus (California mussel) is the source of this 1277-nucleotide messenger RNA. RefSeq names its product nuclear envelope phosphatase-regulatory subunit 1-like. Gene Ontology annotation, cellular component: cytoplasm; Nem1-Spo7 phosphatase complex. Bases 21 to 401 code for a protein of 126 amino acids. NCBI's taxonomy places the organism in Eukaryota, Metazoa, Mollusca, Bivalvia, Mytilida, Mytilidae. The transcript is spliced from 6 exons. The record is from RefSeq and is a predicted model, not a curated record.